This is a messenger RNA of Argentina anserina (silverweed cinquefoil), 543 nucleotides long. Its product is annotated as kinesin-like protein KIN-UA. The record is from RefSeq and is a predicted model, not a curated record. NCBI's taxonomy places the organism in Eukaryota, Viridiplantae, Streptophyta, Magnoliopsida, Rosales, Rosaceae. The coding region runs from base 16 to 543 and encodes 175 amino acids. Gene Ontology annotation, molecular function: protein-membrane adaptor activity. Gene Ontology annotation, biological process: nucleus-vacuole junction assembly. The transcript is spliced from 4 exons.
AAUCAAGGCUUAAUUAUGAGCAAGGGGGGAGCUCAACUGCUAGCAGGGACAGCAUUGAAGACAAAUGAUCCACAAACUCUUAGAAUGGUUGCUGGAGCGCUUGCUAAUUUAUGUGGAAAUGAAAGAUUACACAUGAUGCUGAAAGAAGAUGGUGGCAUUAAGGCGCUUUUGGAAAUGGCAAGGUCAGGGAGUAAUGACGUUAUUGCGCAAGUUGCUAGGGGAAUGGCCAAUUUUGCUAAGUGUGAAUCUCGCGGAACUAUCCAAGGACAUAGAAAAGGUCACUCCCUUUUGCUUGAAGAUGGUGCCCUUACUUGGUUAAUUAUCAACUCCAAUACAACCUCGUCUUCUACAAAGCGCCAUAUUGAGCUCGCACUCUGCCAUUUAGCACAAAUUGAGGACAAUGCAUAUGAUUUCAUAUUCAGUAGAGGGCUGAUAGAACUUGUACGAAUAUCAACUGAAUCCAGUAGGGAAGAUAUCCGGAAUCUGGCAAAGAAGACGUUGACAUUGAGUCCGAAGUUUCAGCCUGAGAUCCAUGCCGAAUAG